ACGUGACAUCCCGUCGGUAACGCAAGAUGGCGGCGCCCAUGUUGCUGCCCGAGUCCCCUCUGGGGAAGCUGAGCCACCAGAAAUACAGAGCCAUUCUGAAGAAAGAAAAGCGGAAAAAAAAGCGGCAGGCGCUUGCCAAACUGAGAGACUCAGAAGCUACAGAAAAAGAUGAAUCGGUGUCUGAGGAGGAAGAGGAGGAGCUUGACGAAGAGGAAGAUGAGGAAGAGGAAAAGAAACUUGAGGCAGAAAGACAAAAACUACACGAGCAGUGGUUGCUGAGAGAAGAAAAGGCUCAAGAAGAGUUCAAGCUUAAGAAAGAAAAAGAAGAGGCUGCAAGAAAACGUCAAGAGGAAGAAGAGAGAAAGAUCAAAGAAGAAUGGGAAGAGCAGCAAAGAAAAGAGAGAGAAGUGGCACAGCAGAAACAACAGGAGAAGAGAGAAAGAGAGGCGGCUGUGCAGAAGAUGCUGGAUCAAGCUGAAAGCCAGCUGGAGAAUGGUGUGACCUGGCAUAACCCAGAGCCUCCAGAGAACAUAGGAACAGAGAAGGAUAGAGCAAAUUGCCCAUUCUAUAUCAAAACAGGUUCCUGCCGAUUUGGAGACAGGUGUUCCCGCAAGCAUAACUAUCCAACGUCCAGUAAGACACUGCUUGUCCGAGGGAUGUUCAUUACUUUUGGCAUGGAGCAGUGUCGAAGGGAUGACUACGACACCGAUGCAAGUCUCGAGUACAGUGACGAGGAGACCUACCAGCAGUUCCUGGAGUUCUACGAGGACGUGCUCCCUGAGUUUCAGAAUGUGGGGAAGGUUGUUCAAUUCAAGGUCAGCUGCAACUAUGAGCCUCACCUACGAGGAAAUGUGUAUGUCCAGUAUCAGACGGAAAAGGACUGUCAGGCAGCUCUUGCUCUAUUCAGUGGCCGAUGGUACGCAGGCCGGCAGCUUCACUGUGAAUUUUGUCCUGUGACAAGAUGGAAGACUGCUAUUUGUGGCUUAUUUGAAAGGCAGAAGUGUCCAAGAGGGAAACACUGCAACUUUCUUCAUGUAUUCAAAAAUCCAAACAAUGAGUUCUGGGAGGCCAAUAGAGACAUACGCGUUUCUCCGGAACGGACUAAUCAGUUGUCUAAAAACUCUGAAAGGAGAAACAGAUCGAGCCAUCGUGAUGACUAUUAUGGCCGGUCAAGGAGAAGGAGCAGCCCAAGCCCAGAUCAUUCUUACCGGAGAAAUGGGGAAUCUGAGAGAAAAAAGAAUCGCCGCAAAAACAAGAGGAGGCGCCGGUCUGGCAGGUCGAGAAGUCGAGAAAGGAGGAGGUCACGCAGCAGAGGGAGAAAGAGGAGAGGACGCAGUCGCAGCAGAAGUUACAGUCGAACACGCAGUCGGAGCAGAAGUCGGAGUUCCUCUCGAUCCAGGAGUAGGGGCAAAAAGAGGUCAAGCAGCAGAGGAAGAAACAGUGAAACUCCCAAAACAAAGUGAGAAAUAAGUUUAGAAAUUGCUAAUUGAUCCAAUGUAGAGCUGACAAAGAAACCUUUCCGAUAGGGCACCAGAUACGUUUGAGUCGCAAAUAAAGUGUUCUUGCACAUUAAAACGAUUCUUCCUAAUAAAGGACCCUAGUUUACUGUGUGCUAAGCUUCAGAAAAUUAAAAGUCCUAUAUGAGGUGUAAAUGUCAAGUACUCUAGCUACUCUGUCCCUCUGAACUACUGCAACGUUUGGAUGCAUCCUGAGUACAAAAUAGAAAGAAGUAAAGCUUUUUUGGUAUAUGCUUA
Gallus gallus (chicken) is the source of this 1754-nucleotide messenger RNA. RefSeq names its product zinc finger CCCH-type, RNA binding motif and serine/arginine rich 2 (gene ZRSR2). The transcript is spliced from 11 exons. Gene Ontology annotation, molecular function: pre-mRNA 3'-splice site binding; metal ion binding. Lineage: Eukaryota; Metazoa; Chordata; Aves; Galliformes; Phasianidae. Gene Ontology annotation, cellular component: U2AF complex; spliceosomal complex. Gene Ontology annotation, biological process: mRNA splicing, via spliceosome. The record is from RefSeq and is a predicted model, not a curated record. Bases 27 to 1463 code for a protein of 478 amino acids.